AUGGCGGCACCAGCCACACCUUCCAGAAUCCUUCCUAAAUCGAACUUUCACAAUACACACACUACCACGAACACAGAAGGCUCAACGGCCCUAGAUGCAGUACGAACGGGCCCCUACCCCGCUUACCAAACGAAUGACGGCUUCGAGCAUCCUGAUCAUGUAAUUCCACCACGAGACUACACAGGUUUUGACAACCUCAUCAUUGUCUGCUGCCAUGCUAUCUUCCACCCGAAUGCCUCGUCUGCGGACUUCCCUCUGUUCAGCCCUUACGAUGAGAAAAAUUGGCAUCUCGCUCCCUUCCAGAAACCAAACCCGGACACAGGUAAACCAGGCGAGCAAGAGACGUUUGUGGCGCAUGCUCUGGCCGGUAUUAAUGUAUUACUGAGCGAAUGGUCACCAGACUUUCCACAAAGCACGCUCUUGGUGAUGAGCGGCGGUCCUACCAAACGCUCGUUGACUCCACUGAGCGAAGCUCGCUCCUACUAUCAUGCAGCACUGGCUCAAGAGCUAGCGCAGGGCAACCUGGGAGGCGGACGAGUACAUCAGCUCUUCUCAAAAGGACGCAUCCUCCUAGAGGAACAUGCUACCGACUCUUUUCAGAACCUGCUCUUCAGUGUACUGCUAUUUCGACGGAUAACAGGUCGAUAUCCCAAACAAGUCCGUAUCAUCACCCACGCUUUCAAGGCGCGGCGCUUCUUGGAUCUACACGCGCCUGCGAUCCGAUGGCCAUCGAAUAGUAUUCAAGUCCAGGGGAUCGAUCCUGUCAUGUCGGGAGCUGAGCGGGAAGAGACUAUCCAGGGUGAAGAAAAGUAUGGCUUCGCACCAUGGUUAGAAGAUCCACUUGGCACAGGUGAGGUCCUAGCGAGCAAAAGGAGGAAUCGAGGUUGGGACGAGCAGGUGGCAGAGCAGCUCGUCGACGGACUGGAGGACACCGUCAAAGAGCUUCUCAACGGCACUGUAUCAAAUCAACUGCCGUGGAACUCAAGGUCAUUAGAUGCAGCGGCACGAAAAUCAUCUUGA
Molecule: messenger RNA, 1020 nt
Organism: Didymosphaeria variabile
Lineage: Eukaryota; Fungi; Ascomycota; Dothideomycetes; Pleosporales; Didymosphaeriaceae
Exons: 1
Coding region: 1-1020 (339 amino acids)
Cellular component (GO): cytoplasm
Source: RefSeq, a predicted model, not a curated record